ACAGAGAGGGCUCUCGCUCCCUCCCACCGCCCGUGCGCACCGACUGUGACUGCGCUCCCCCCUCUCUCUCUCUCUCCCUCUCUCCCACAUUCAAACAUGGCGAAACUCUUUGACAUUAAACCACCACCACCACUACCACCACCAUCAUCAUCAUCACCCUCACCCUCCUCCGCUUCGCCGCCCUCCUCGCCGCUGACGCCACCCUCGUUACCUUCGCCAUCACCAUCACCAUUAUCUCCGGUACCGUGAUGACCCGGGAGGAUGGAGAAGUUGUCGGCGAGCCUGUCGGAGAUAUCUUGGAGCCCGUUGGCGCUGCCGUUGGACGCGGUGGUCAGCAAGUUCCGUCUGCCCACCCUGGUCCGCCUGGCCCACGGUGAAUGUGUGGAGGGCCUGUCGGAGGAGGAUGUGGUGCUGUUACACUCCUGUCGUCAGUGGACCACAGUGACUGCCCACAGCUUAGAGGAGGGACACUACGUCAUUGGACCCAAGAUAGACAUCCCUCUGCAAUACCAGGGGAAGUUCAAGUUGUUGGAUGAAGACCGAGACGUCAGGGAUCCGGUCCAGUAUUUUUCCAGUGUUGAGGAAGUUGCUGGAGUCUUCCCUGACAGGGUCUUUGUCAUGGAGACGAUCACAUUUAGCGUCAAGGUGGUUUCAGGCGAGUUCAGCGAGGACAGCGAGCCCUACAGCUUCACUCUGCAGGCUGGAGACGAGCUGUCACUCAUGGGGAAGGCGGAGCUUCUCUGCGCCACGCCCUCGAAGGAAAAGACGGGACUUAGCGCGCUCCUGAGACGCCUGGGCAAGACUCCUAGAAGUAAAACUCCCUGUCUGGUCUGUAUGAACCAUCGCACCAAUCAGAGCGUCAGCCUGCCCUUCGGCUGCCGUGGACGCUUUUGCACACGCUCCCCGCUGGAGCAAGGCAUGCUGGGGGGGGAGCACACGGUACGCAGCAUCAUCGAGAGGGUUCGCCUCCCCGUCAAUGUGUCUGUGCCUUCACGACCACCACGGAACCCCUAUGACCGCCACGCGGUCCGGGAGGGCCACCGGUACAAGCUGCUCAACAUCGUCAGCAAGACGGUGGUGCUCUGCAUGGUUCUUCGCCGACAGGAAGUCUCCCCCUCCCACUUCCUGCUGCUGCGCUGCAUGCCCCGGUUCAACGUGGCCGAGGCCUCCGUCCACACAGCAGCGCUAGAGAGCCUCCUGUUGCGACACUCGUUUGAUCCAGAUGCCUACUCUCGGGCUGUUAGAGAGACCCGGCCAGAGCUGGAGUGUAUGACGGAGGAGUGUGUGAGCCCGCGGCGCUCUCGAAUGUGUGUGUCGGGCCAGGACUCCUUGGCACCGGCGCUACAGCGCCUCUCCAUGUGCGGGUAUGGGGGUGGGGUUUCGGACAGCCUAUCACAGCGCUGCAGGGACUCUAUUGGAGAGCGGCUGGGGGAGGGGCCAGGUGAGGAGCGGGAGUAUGUGACUCCUGAGUGGACUGAGGCUGAAAUGAGGACCAGUGAGGAAAUCCCUUAUGAGGAACUUUGGACCAAUCAGAAUGCAGAAGGCUUGGGGAAGGAGCCAAACCUCAUCUCCUUCCAUUCGUCUUCCUCUUUGGACGGUUCUCUUGGCACCGUGGUGACAAGAGUGUCGACCCCGCCACCUGUACCUCCAAAAUCUGAUGCUGUGAGAGAGGAGUGUCGUUACUUGAUCGCCCCUCCAGUUCCCCCCCGCUGCUCUAAAGGAGGCUCCAUCUCCAGUCCGGCCCCCAGCCCUCCCGUCCCACCUCGCUUCCCCAAAGCCUCCACCUCCCCGAGACCCAACCUCUCCUUCUACUCCUCUGGACUUCAGGACAGCUGCUCGCCCUCUCCGGAUGCUUCCCUCUACUGUUACCCCUGCUCGUGGGCGGACUGCCCCGCUCCUAACCCUGCCAGUCCUGAGCCGGUCUCUGCCCUCCCUGUAGACAUCACAGCCAAUCCUCAGCCAGCACAGGCCACCUGGGCCGAGCCGUGGGUAGAUUCCUUCACCUCCUCUGGACCGCGACUAAGGCCGCCACCUCCACAGAGUCGAUUUGCUCCCUUCGGUGCGUUGAACCCCUUCAACCGCCAGUCCCCCUGCCCCUCGCCUGAGCCUGCAGGCAAUCCCACAACAGAUUCCUCCAGAGGUGCCGAGGGUGGCGGGACGUCCACAGGGGUCACUGAAGGGCUGUCCACGACCCCUGACCCUACCUGGCGGCCCCCUGCUGAUCUGUCGGUGCUGUCGCUGGAGGAAGUGUCGGCCUGUCUGCGGUUCAUCGGCCUAUCAGAGGCCGCGGUGGCCGUGUUCCAGAGGGAGCGAAUCGACGGCAGUCUCCUGGUGCAGCUGACUGACGAUAUCCUGUCACAUGACUUCCACCUGAGCCGACUCCAUGUCACCAAGAUCACACAGUUCAUACAGGGCUGGAGGCCCAAGAUCUAAUACAUACACACACACACACACACACACACACACACACACACACACACACUCACACACACUGUCCUGAUAAUGUGCCUGUUGGCUACUGAGCCGUCCUGAAUGUGCCUUCCACUGUGACCGACUGGCUGCUGAGCCACGACUGACUAGCGUUGAGAUUAUGCUAAAGGAAACGACGCCACCCUGUGGUCAAACUGUAGGACUGACACUUGACUGGCUCUCACGCCAGACUAACUGUGUACUUCCUGUCUGAAUCACAGACUGGGACUAGUUUACUAACAAAUGACUACAACAGAGGGCCACAUGAUGAGAGCGCCCCACUUCAAUUUGUAUCUGGGCAGUUUUUCGACCACAUUCUUCAUUCUCCGAGACAGCGAAAAGGUUUUGAGCUCUACGUGGAUCUGUGCAACCCUCACACAAAAUCUGAUGUGAGGGGAGAAAAAUUCUUUCAUUCUCUAGAAACAAUAUUUUAACUAAUGGAGAAUAUUGCAUCAGAGAAAAAAUGUUCAAACAACAGUGAAGGUUUCAUGUAAGUUGUUUUUUUCAUUAUGAGGGGCAUUUACAGCCUCUGUUGGUGACAUGUGAUGACACAGAUGUAACAUUGAAUCUGUUCCUACCUGAAUGUCCUUCAUCCGUCUCAUCGAGCCUCAGCAGCCUGCAAUUGGCUCAAUUGACAAAGUGGUUCUGAGGAGCCAAUAAAGAGUUAGUUGUUUAAAGUGUAACAUAAAAAAAAAGGAAUUUAAGAAAGUAUGAGUUAGAAGCACCCAAUGAGGUACUGAUUGAGUGUGUGGUACCGAUCAAUGAUUCACUGAACUAUGAACCUGAACUUCAAUAUACAGUUGUUUUUUACAUGCCCUUUAAACAAUUUUACAUUCCUCUGUGACACAAUAUGUCUGUCCGCCUGUCG
Molecule: messenger RNA, 3337 nt
Organism: Acanthopagrus latus (yellowfin seabream)
Lineage: Eukaryota; Metazoa; Chordata; Actinopteri; Spariformes; Sparidae
Gene: garem2
Product: GRB2 associated, regulator of MAPK1-like
Exons: 7
Coding region: 262-2433 (723 amino acids)
Source: RefSeq, a predicted model, not a curated record